Molecule: messenger RNA, 567 nt
Organism: Staurois parvus
Lineage: Eukaryota; Metazoa; Chordata; Amphibia; Anura; Ranidae
Source: the annotation of a GenBank genome assembly
AUGUCUGCAAUCAUUUUUAUUUUACAGCUCAUAUUGGCUGGUAUCAUGCUGCCUCUCUAUAUUCUUCAAUACCUUGGAAUCUGGGGUUCAAUAGUAAAGAAAAUAUUUCCCUUGUUUAUAUCCAAAUUCACAGUAUCAUACAACAAGUUGAUGGAGGAACAGAAGAGGAAUCUAUUUAGCAACCUAUCUGACUUUGCAGGCUCCUCUAAAGAGCUCAGGCUUCUAGAGGUUGGUUGUGGCACAGGUGCCAACUUUAAAUUCUACCCCAGUGGAUGCAGGGUGACCUGCCUGGAUAUCAACCCAAACUUCCAAAAAUUUCUCAGCAAAAGCCAAGCAGAGAACGACCACCUAAAAUAUGAAGGAUUUCUGGUUGCAUCAGCGGACAACAUGACGCCAGUGGCUGAUACCUCAAUGGAUGUGGUUGUAUGUACCCUGUUGGCUUGUUCUCUGCCAAACACACCAGCAGUACUGAAGGAGGUGCAGAGAGUCCUCAGGCCGGUGAGUUUUUUAUUAUCAGAUUCCAUCGGUUAUCAAUCUAGCACGUUAGAAAAAACAAUUAAUACUUGA